Messenger RNA from Schizosaccharomyces japonicus yFS275, 1025 nucleotides. Its product is annotated as TatD DNase family Scn1. Gene Ontology annotation, molecular function: hydrolase activity, acting on ester bonds. The transcript has a single exon. NCBI's taxonomy places the organism in Eukaryota, Fungi, Ascomycota, Schizosaccharomycetes, Schizosaccharomycetales, Schizosaccharomycetaceae. The record is from RefSeq and is a predicted model, not a curated record. The coding region runs from base 1 to 867 and encodes 288 amino acids.
AUGUCUGCUAUUAGCAUUACCGACGUUCAUUGUCAUCUAACAGACACUCCGUCUGAGCUUAACCUGGUGAAAGAGUCCCAAAUCCAUAAAUGUAUCGUCAUGUCCACUCGGCCCUUUGAUCAAUCUUUCGUCGACCAAGCUGCUAGUGACUUUCCUGACAAGAUUAUUCCGAGUUUUGGUAUUCACCCAUGGUUUUCGUAUCUUUUAAUUUCAGACAAGGAGGGAAUUGCAGUCGAUAUUUCUGCUGAAGAACAAAAAAUGCAGCACUAUCAGAAUAUCCUUCAUCCGGUGCCACCCAUUGAGUUUAUGGAAAAGCUUCCUGAGCCUAUUCAUAUGAAUGUUUACUUGGAAAGAUUACGACACUUUUUGUAUAAGCACCCAAAUGCAUUGAUUGGUGAAAUUGGGCUUGACAAAUCAUUUCGCAUUCCCAGUGGUCCUUAUAACAGUCGUAGCUCGUUGCCUCAAGGCCCACUUUCCCCUUACUAUGUGAACAUGGAGCACCAAAUCGAAGUGUUUGAGCAACAUAUGAAUUUAGCAGCUGAACUGCAAAGGCCGGUCAGUAUCCAUUGCGUUCAAACAUACGACCUACUUUUGACUUUACUUAAGGCUCGUUGGGAAGGCCAUUGGGUUCCCUCUCUGCGAAAGCAGAGAGAGAAUCCCUUAUGGAUGGAGGCUUAUCAACAAGGACCGUUACCAUUUCCCCUUCGAAUCUGUCUUCAUAGCUACUCUGGCAGUCCCGAACAAGUGGAACAGUUUACUGACCGUAAAAUUCCAUCUAGGGUAUACUUUUCAUUUUCCGAGGGCAUCAAUUCUCGCUCAAAAGGUUUCACAGCCUUAUUGAGCGUGUUCCAAAGGACAGACUGUUGAUUGAGACGGAUCAUCACUCGGCGAAUGGAUUGGACGAUCUAAUUACGCAGGCCAUUCAACAUUGCUCAACAGCAAAGUCUAUUGAAAUUGAUGAGAUCCGACGCUUGACAUCCCAGAACACGACUGAAUUCCUGAACUCUACGGAUUUUCUUCCUUAA